This is a messenger RNA of Peniophora sp. CBMAI 1063, 3351 nucleotides long. NCBI's taxonomy places the organism in Eukaryota, Fungi, Basidiomycota, Agaricomycetes, Russulales, Peniophoraceae. The record is from the annotation of a GenBank genome assembly.
AUGGUCAACGCGUUGACUUCGGUGUCGUUCAAGUCGUCCGAGGAGCUCGCGCAACCUGAUACAGUGCUCGUUGGGAAAGAGCUAUGGGAUAGAUUGCGGAGUACGGACAGUGAACUGGAUGCGGGUAGAGUCGCUGUGUCCAUCUCGCCUCUGAGUUCGGCUUGGGCUGCUGCUUCGCGGCCUCCGGCGUCUCCUCUGUUGUCUGUGGUAUGCUGGGCCAGACUCGGAGAGGAAGAAGGGCUCGUAGUCCCGUCCGAAUGGCUCAAACGCCACGACCGCGUCUUCAGCUCACUCUCCUCCCUCUCUUCCACAAACGGACCCUCGCACACCCUGACACCCGUCACCCUCAUCACGCUCAAGGAAGUCAUAGUACAAGCGCACACAACGUCCGCAUAUACAGCCGCAACACCCGACACCGACGCGUUCGAAGAGUGGCUAUGCCGCGAUGAAAGGGUGUUGAGGCAGCAGUCUAGCUACGCUGUACCCGCGCCCGAACUUGCAGGGUCGGCAGCUACGCAGGAUGAUGCGGUGUUUAAGUACCGCAUCCUCAUGACGGACCCCGUCUUGCAAGGCGUCGCGCGAUACGGCUCAACAUCAUUCGUCCUUCUCCCUCCUCCACGCGAAGAACCCCUCGCGAACGGAAGCGCCAACGGCCACGCCGAGCCUCUACCAUCUGGAUUAUCGACACCUAGCACCGAAGAAUUGUCUGCGGAAGGAGACUUUGAGAUUGACGAGAACUUCUUGUCGAGCUCGUUGCUUGAAGCGCCAUUAUCCGGCCAGGUUGACGGAGUUGGGGGUGCUGCGUCGCCGAGGGUGGUCGGGUUUGAGGUCGAACCGCUGAGGGCGCCUAUAGCGUUUGAGGAGGAUGGACAUACGGUAUACAUCAGGACUGUUGAUCUGUCGAGGUUGGGGCUGUUGGAUGCGGAUUGGGCGAUCUUGCGGGCAGAGUCGUCCUCCUCCGGCCGUGUAGUCUCUGUUCGCGCGUGCGACGAUGUUGCGCCUGUAGUCGGAACCCUCCGCGCAUCCCCAAUCCUCCUCCACAACCUCCUCAAACACCCCUCCCGCCCUCCAAAAGUCUACCUCCAACCCCUCCCUUCAAGCCUGCGCACGCGCACCCUCCCCACCGCGCAAUCAGUGACCAUCGCGCGCGUCGCGUCGAAAGUGUCUGUCAACAAACUGUACCAGCCGCUCGUACUGGAUGCGUUGAAGGCGCACUUCAGUUCCGGGAGGAGAUUGGUGCGGCAGGGAGAUUUGAUUGUGGUUAGGGUGGAUCUGCAGAGGGCGCAUUUGUUGAGUGCGUUGCCGGAUGGCGAACACUUGAACAGCGCAGCAGGGUCCAGUGCUAAUUCGAACGCGGAAGAACUGGUCUACUUCGCCGUCACGAACGUAGACUGCCGCUCGCAGCUGAACGGACACGCGAACGGAUACUCGGAGUUGAGCGUUGGGUACGGGUCCGGAGAGCUGGGGUGUUGGGUGGAUGUUCAGGAGACGAGGAUGGUGCAGACUGGCGUUGAACAUGCGAGGGUGCCGGAUGCUGCUGCGUACAUGGGACUUAACAUUGCUCGCAGUGGCGAAGGCGGAGCGCGGAACAACGCGCUCGCGUAUGUGCAAAUGUAUGCGCUCGCAUCGGCUGCGUUGGUCAAGAAUGCGCUGUCGUACGACUUACCCGUGUCGUUCCUGUUGAAGGGAGCGAGGGGGAUAGGGAAGGCGACGACGGUUUUGGAGAUCGCGAGGCGGCUGGGGCUUCAUCCGUACGAGCUCAACUGCUAUGAUCUGCUAGGUGAUACGGAUGCGAAGACGGAGGGCAUACUCCGCGCGCGGUUCGAGCAGGUCGCGUCGUGUUCACCGUGCGCGCUUAUCCUGAGGAAUCUGGAUGCGUUUGCGCAGAGUACGCAGGCACCGGAACCGGGAAAUGAACCUGCCAUCGUGAACGUCCUGAAGGACUUGUUAGCCGACUUUGCCGGGUCUUGGCGACUUUCGGGAUACCCUAUCCUCGUCUUUGGGACCACUGCGGAACACGGACGUGUACCGUCGGGAUUGUUGAACUGCUUCAAGCAUGAAGUGGAGUUCAACGCUCCUGACGAGAAUGAGCGCGCGGCCAUCUUGUCUUCGUUGCUCGCGACGAGGACUCUGGCGCCAGAUGUGUCCAUUCCAGAUUUGGCGAGGAAGACGGCCGCUUUCGUCGCUGGCGACCUUGUAUCGCUGAUUAACCGCACAGACAUGGCCGCUAUAGCCCGAGCAAGCACCUCAACCGAUGCUAUCCACACACCCACUUCCAUCUUCUCCGCCGGCCUCGCACUCACCCAAUCCGACUUCGACCUCGCGCUCGACUCUGCCCGCUCAGCCUACAGCGCGAACAUCGGCGCACCCAAGAUCCCGAACGUAUCAUGGGACGACGUCGGUGGUCUCGGAUCCGUGAAGGCGGAUAUACUCGAUACGAUCCAGCUCCCCCUUGAGCGCCCUGAUCUGUUCGCGAGCGAUCUCAAGAAACGGUCGGGUAUCUUACUAUACGGCCCGCCCGGCACCGGCAAGACGUUACUCGCCAAAGCCGUUGCGACGAGCUUCAGUCUGAACUUCUUCAGCGUCAAAGGACCCGAGCUCUUGAACAUGUACAUCGGCGAGAGCGAGGCGAACGUGCGGCGCGUGUUCCAGAGAGCGCGGGACGCGCGGCCGUGUGUGGUGUUCUUCGACGAGCUGGACAGUGUUGCGCCGAAGAGGGGCGCGCAUGGGGAUUCGGGGGGUGUGAUGGAUAGGAUCGUGUCCCAGUUGUUGGCGGAGCUUGAUGGGAUUGCGUCGGGGAAGGGCGGGGAUGUGUUUGUUAUUGGGGCUACCAAUAGGCCGGAUCUGUUGGAUCCUGCGCUAUUACGGCCUGGGCGGUUCGAUCGUAUGCUGUACCUCGGCGUCAGCGAUACCCACCUCGCACAACUCCGCAUCCUCCAAGCCCUCACACGGCGCUUCAAACUCUCGCCCACACUCGACCUGUCCCAAGUAGCCGAGCGCUGCCCCUUCAACUUCACAGGCGCAGACUUCUACGCUCUAUGCACCGACGCUCUCCUCAAAGCCAUGACGCGCACCGCCGGCCAAGUCGAUGCCAAACUCGCAAAGAUCAACGCGAGCGGAGAGGCGAUACCGGGCCAUCCGUUCCCGCUUACACCGCAGUACUUUUUGAGUGAGAUGGCGGGGCCUGAGGAUGUUGAGGUGCAGGUAUCGCAGGAGGACUUCGACGCGGCGCUUGAUGAGUUGCAGCCGAGUGUGUCGGCGGCUGAGAUGGCGCAUUAUGCGAAGAUCCAGGAGAGGUUUUCGCGCAAGCCUGAUGAGAGGCGGGAUGGCGAUGAUGAAGAGGAGAGGUAG